GAGGGCCUACGCGGCUCGUGUUGGUUCUGACUGCACGUCUGACCUGACCGUUGCUUCUCAACUCGGAUGAAAAGCAAAGCGAGGAAGGAGGACGACCGCCUCGGAACUAACUGCGCGUAAAGCUGCCUGGAUAAAGUCGACUGAAAGUGAAGGAAGGAGACAAGCACAGCCUCAAAGAGGUAGGGCCAUGUCUGGCAUCAACAGUGCUAACAGCAGCUGGACCAUCGUCAGUCCUGAGGAGACUGCUGCUGAAACUGUGAGGCCUCUGGAGGAACAGACAAAGCAUCGUGAGCAAGACCCAGUUGGUGACCAGCCUACAGAAAGUUUAGAAUCUUCAUGUCUCCCGGUGAAGGACCAUCAGGUAGCAGAAGAGCAAAAAACAGACCCAAGUGAAGACUCCAGCACAGAUCGUCCACCGGCCGUGCCCCCAUCUGUCACAGAUGCCCUCAUUCCUUCCACCGACAUCCAAUCAGAGGCUGCGCUUGACAGCCCUAACCAAGAUGCCUUCUCCGAAUCCUUAAGCCACAUGACCCCUUCUGAUGAGGCCCCAGGCUCGCUGCUGAGCACAGAAACUCUGGGAGGUGUGGAUCUCACACAGCAAGAUGAGAGGCAUGACAGAACAUGGGAGGAAGACCUAAAACAGGAAGGGGAGGAGUCAGACCUGCUCUCCAAACACAUAGACACUUCGGAGAAGCCAGGGUUGAAUGAAGGGCGGGCCGAGGACACAGAGUCCGAGAGAAAGCGCCUCCUGGCCUCUUUGGAGCGAAUUGGGAGGAUAGAAGAGGAAGAGGAAGGAGAGGAAGAACUAUUCCAGCUGCCAAGGCAGAGAGAGCAUGACAACAUGUUCUCUUUAAACAAGUGCAUCCUGGGUGCUGUCAUUCUAGUCGGACUUGGGACCAUCUUAUUCUCAGGGGCCUUCAUGGACCUGGAUGAAGAGAGCAACUACAGUACAAGGGAGUUGAGAGAUUCAGAAGAAACAGGAAAACAGGAGUGGCUUCAUCCAGAGGCUCUUCCACCCCCAGUAGAUGCUGAGAACUCAGAGCUUCAGGCCAAACUAGAAAAAGGAAACCAACAAAUUUCCGUGUUGCAAGCUCAACUUCAGGCACAGGAGGAAGAGCUGAAAGCGGCAGAGAAUCAGGCAGCAGAGGGCAAAAUGGAGCAGUUGCAAUGGCAGGAGGAAAAUAGUAGGUUGAAGUCCGAGGUGGCAUCUCUUCCUGUCCUUCAGAAAGAGAACGAGAGGCUGAGGAGGGAGCUGGAGACACUGCCGACACUUCAGACUGAGCUAGAAACUUUGAGAUCUACAGUCACCAAGUUGACUGUGCCCUCAAGUGGUCACUCAGCAGAUGUAAAACAAGACGCCAAACUUGAGAAGAAGCAUAAGCAUGACACGGGAGAGAAGAAAGAGUGGAAUGAAGGCAACAAGUCUGAAUGGAAGGAAGGUGAGAGGAAGGAGCGCAAAGAUGGAAGUAGAACAGCGCAAAACGACGCUGAAAGUGGGAAACGACACCACGGAAAGUCAGACAAGGUGAAGGAAAGGCAAGGAAAAGACCGGAAGAAGGACAGCAGAGGGGACGAGGAGAAAAUGUGGAAGGAGCAAGAUGGGAAAAAGGAGUGGGCUGAGAAGACAGAAAGGAAAAAGUUGAAGAAGGAUAGCAGAGGGGACGAGGAGAAAAUGUGGAAGGACCAAGAUGGGAAAAAGGAGUGGGCCCAGAACACAGAAAGGAAAGAGUGGAAGAAGGACAAGCAUGACAAGCAACGGAGAGGAAAGUAUGAGGAGAAGAAGGAGUUGAGAAAAGAUGGUGAGGCACACAAGGUGAAGGACAUGUGGAAGAAGAAAGGGAAAGGGGAGUUUCAGGAGCAUGGGAAAGACAAAUGGGAGCCAGCAGAGAAGAACUGGAAGAGUGGCAACAACGGAGAAGGAAGAGGAGGGGUGAGGAAAUCCGUGGAGGAUGCCAAAAAACAAGCUCGAGACAAGGAUGACAGGAAGCAGUGGAGUCAUAGUGGGAAAGGGGAUAAAGACUGGAGGAAGAAUGGAGAUGGACUGAAAGGGAAAAAGGACAGUGGAGAAUUGAAAGGAGAUCAAUUCAACUUGCAUAAGCCUAAAUUCACUGGCCACCAUCACGAAGUCAACAUGUGGGCCAAGGUGAAGACACCACCCGCCCAAGAACAGUCCUCCGCGGACGCAACUGACUACUGGACCCAGCAGAGGAAGCGCCUCCACAGGAAGCCCAAGCAACCUCAGCACUGCCACUCCCAGGAGGCCUGCGCCCAGGCCGAGGGGCUUCACCCGGUUUCCUUUCCUCAGUUCGAGUCCAUCCUCCAAGCUUACCUCACCAAGGCCGAGGAGGCUGGCGUCGACUCCUCCAAGAGGGAAGAGCUCCGUAAACUUGCCGCAGAGUUCUUCCAGGACGGCAUGUUCAUGCACGACCGAGUCAACUUCCGCAAGUUUGUCAAGGAUGUGUCUGAUAUUCUGGAAGACUUGGUGGAAGGGGACGGCGAGGAAGACAGCGAGCUUGAGGAUGAGAUGGAGAUGUUCAAGAGGGAAGCGCUGCAGAGGUUUUUAGCGACGGGAAGCGGUGGCGAGCAACACAAAGGAGAGUGGAAGAAAGAGAGCCCACGAGCCAGCGCUUGAAGGAGGAGGGGCCGGAAUCCACUGUAAAAAGGGAACACUGGAUGGCAGUAAACUUAUUUUGUCCAACGUCACUUUGGUUUUACAUCUACAGCGCGCACAAUAUCCCACUAUUUAUACAGUCAUUCAUUUGAUCCACUGCGACACAGAUCACAUUUUGUAGAACACCUUCCAUUUUGUUCGGUAAUAGGAAAAACUCAAACUAUUAAUUUAUUUCACUUUGACGCUAAAAUUUAGAUCUUCUUAUAGUUGCUGACAUUAGUUAUCGGAAGGUGUCUUGUAGGGUAUUCAAUGUUUAAUUUACCGACUUCCUCAUCCAUUAGCGCAGUCAUUUCCAGGUUUUGAGCAAGACACGUAUUGUACAGUAAAGGAAGAAAAAAAAUCCCAUGGCUCAACAUCUCCAAAAAUGUCACAAACAGUAGAUGCAGUAAUUUGAAAUAAUGACUUUGUCUCAAUUUACUCACAAUUGGAAUUGGUUUGAAAUCUUGGAUUAAGUUGAACACAAAACCUGUUUGCCGUGAUGUAAAGGGCAACAGUUUACAGGUCAAGAGUACGUUCUGUAGAAGAUAAUUUAAUUGUUUUCCCUGUCACUUUAUGUCCAUGGCACAGAUAAAUGAAUGAAUACAUUACUUAAUAAUUACAAAAUGUUCAAAUGAGGGAAUUUGGAUAAUUUCCGGGGCACUACGGUGAUUGGGAGUUAUUGCACUAGGUAGCACAAUUCCACUCCAUUUUUAUACUUUUGACCACUUCCGGAUAUGGGAAAAAUCCUCGGUGAUUAUAUAUUUUAUUUUAUAGGUGAUUGAGAGCGCUUUGAUUGGCUCAUAAUUCUUGCGAGUGGUCCGACAUCUUAUAAAGUUGAAUUUAGUCAUCCAGUGUGUCCAUAUUUUUCCUGUGGCUGCAGCCUUCACACUGCUCAGUCUUAUUAAUGGCACAAUGCCGCUUGAGUUCACUUCCCAUGGUGACAUGUCUGGAGCCAUUAUAGUGAAUGUCUUGUUAUUGUUAUUAGAUAAGAAGCCUGUUUAUCUUUCUGUUUAAAUAUUUGUACAUAAUUGCAUUAAACACUUAUGAGUAACUUAUUUUUCGAGUUUGGUGUUACAUAGGAAGGCAGAGAAAAUAUUGUUGUAAGUUUAUUUGUAGCUUUUCAGGCACGUACAACUUCUGUCCACUAAAAUGCUUCCUUUGUUUCAUUUUUAAGGUGACACUGUAUUAUUUGGUUGACUGAUGAUUUACUAAUGUGGCGUCACAUGAUGUGUGGCAGCAUUCAGAGCUUUUUUGGUUGAAAUUUUCAUACUUGACACCUUUGUUACCAUGGCAACAGGUUAAUAAAAUGUGGGCAUCCGGCA
Molecule: messenger RNA, 3972 nt
Organism: Syngnathoides biaculeatus (alligator pipefish)
Lineage: Eukaryota; Metazoa; Chordata; Actinopteri; Syngnathiformes; Syngnathidae
Gene: pbxip1b
Product: pre-B-cell leukemia homeobox interacting protein 1b
Exons: 11
Coding region: 188-2632 (814 amino acids)
Source: RefSeq, a predicted model, not a curated record